AUGUUUGCUCCAACGUUCAUCGUCGCAGCUUUUGCCUCGUAUACGAUGUAUGUGAUGAUGAUUCGCCACAAAUUACCAUUCCGCGAUCUGUUAAAACCAACCAGUGACUGGAUGGUCCACACAGCAGUGAAUACGACUCGACCACGACCUCACUCUCUAGCCUAUGGGCUCUACAACAGCCUCUUCCAAAUGAGCUAUGAAAAUGCCUUCUUUGGUCUAUUCGUCGUUGAAAUCUUCUUCGGGAUCGCGAUAUUCUGCGUGUUCGCCUUGAAUUCACUUUCAAUCAUCGGCUUUUCGGCAUCUCACACAGCCAACGACUACCGUGCUUUGAUGCUGUUCACCUUCGUGCUGCUUCAUGGGUAUGCACUAAUCGAAAUGCGAAAGUGUCAAAUGAAGGAGCAACAACCGAAUCGGUUAAUGUUGUACAUCGGUGUCGCCACUAUGGAGACGGCAAUGCUCAACGGCUACAUGUGGAUGUACGCCUCUGACCAUUCGUGGGGAAUCGACUUUGCUCCGCUGGUCAUUAUCAUCUGUACCACAUGUUCGUCUGUUUUUACACUAGUAUAUACUUUAUAG
Molecule: messenger RNA, 576 nt
Organism: Cooperia oncophora
Lineage: Eukaryota; Metazoa; Nematoda; Chromadorea; Rhabditida; Trichostrongylidae
Source: the annotation of a GenBank genome assembly